AUGCUUCCCCUCACACUCUCUUUCAACCAGGACCAAACCUGCUUCUCCGCCUCAACACCUACAGGCUUCCGUGUCUUCAGCUGCGACCCUCUCCGCCACCUCUUCCGCCGAAUAUUCCCCGGUGCUGGUUUCACGCAUCUCGAGAUGCUUUUCCAGUCUAACAUACUCGCCCUAGUCGGGAAUGGAUCACACCCUCAGUUCCCUCUUAACAAGCUCAUACUAUGGGAUGACUACCGCGGCGAGUCCUUUGGCUCGUUGUCCUUCCGAACUGCCAUUCGUGGUGUCCGUCUUCGGAGAGAUAGGAUCGUAGUGGCAUUGGAGUUUCAUAUUUACGUCUACAAUUUCAAGGACUUGAAGCAUCUUCAUAAGGUGGAGACUUAUGCGAACCCUAAGGGGCUCUGCGUGGUUUCUCAGCUCGCUGAUUCAAUGGUGCUUGCGUGCCCUGGAUUGCACAAGGGUGAGGUACGUGUGGAACACUAUUCAAAGAAGAAGAUAAAUUAUGUUAUGGCUCAUCAUUCGAGUUUGGCGUGCUUUGCUCUCACCUUUAAUGGAAAGUUUCUCGCCACUGCCAGCAUUAGGGGCACGCUCAUUCGUGUUUUUGAUACAGCUAAUGGUGCUUUGCUUCAGGAGGUAAGAAGGGGUGCAAAUGCGGCAGAGAUUUACAGUUUGGCGUUCUCAUCUACGGCUCAGUGGUUAGCAGUCUCUAGUGAUAAGGGCACCGUUCAUGUUUUCUGCCUUAAGGUUAAUAUUAGCAACACGGAGCAUGAGAAGUCACAGAGUUCAUCAAAUUCUUCUGUUGCUUCCAUUACAUCAUCAUUCAGCUCAUCUCUCCCAUUCAUUAAAAUUAAAGGAGUGUUGCCAAAGUAUUUCAAUUCAGAGUGGUCAUUUGCUCAGUUUCACUUGCAUGAACACUGUCGUUACACUGUUGCAUUUGGUGACCAAAAGAAUACACUCACAAUUCUUGGCAUGGAUGGAAGCUUCUAUCGAUGCGAGUUUGACCCGGUGCAUGGUGGACAAAUGACUCAACUUGAAUCUCAUAAUUUUCUAAAACUUGAAGUAGCAUAG
Medicago truncatula (barrel medic) is the source of this 1065-nucleotide messenger RNA. Its product is annotated as autophagy-related protein 18a. Gene Ontology annotation, molecular function: protein binding. Lineage: Eukaryota; Viridiplantae; Streptophyta; Magnoliopsida; Fabales; Fabaceae. The transcript has 4 exons. Bases 1 to 1065 code for a protein of 354 amino acids. The record is from RefSeq and is a predicted model, not a curated record.